This is a messenger RNA of Vicia villosa (hairy vetch), 480 nucleotides long. RefSeq names its product cysteine proteinase inhibitor 5-like. The transcript has a single exon. The record is from RefSeq and is a predicted model, not a curated record. Lineage: Eukaryota; Viridiplantae; Streptophyta; Magnoliopsida; Fabales; Fabaceae. Gene Ontology annotation, molecular function: cysteine-type endopeptidase inhibitor activity. Bases 52 to 390 code for a protein of 112 amino acids.
AAACGCAUCAUUGAAAACAAUCACAGAUUUUAUAACUAAUCUUGAAAAAACAUGAAAAGCGUUGUGAUCUUUUUUCUUCUCUCUUUAUCCGUGUCCGUCUUUUCCGACGCCGCUAGAACCGGCGGCUGGACUCCGAUCAAGGACAUCAAAGAUCCAUACGUGAAGGAGAUCGCUGAAUUCGCGUUGACGGAACACGGGAAACAAUCUGGUGAGAAAUUGAGUCUGGUGGAAGUGAUUAGCGGUCAAAGCCAGGUUGUGGCCGGAACGAAUUAUCUACUUGUGUUGACGGCGAAAGAUGGAUCUGCUGCUACCAAGAAGUAUGAAGCGCAAGUUUGGGAUAAACCUUUUGCACAUUCUAGGAGCCUCACUUCGUUUAAACCAGUUGCUUAAUCAUGCUUUUUUUUGUAAUGUUGUAAAGUUGUUAUAAACUGUGUUGUUGGAUUUUCUAUGAUAAUAAUAAUAAUGUUUUGAUUUUAGCAA